AUGCGUUCCUCCACCAUCAUCCUUGGACUUCUGUCCCUGAUUGGCAGUGCCAUUGCCGGCAAGCACCACAACUGCGGUUGCGACAUCCAGGGCAAGUACGACGUCGACCUCAGCCACAAGACGUGCGACCGCUGGGCCAGGAACAACAACCCCAACACCCACUUUGAUGGCUACUCUUGCGUUGACAAGGGAACUGGAAGGGGAAUUGACGGAGCGCCAUGGGAGGCGACUUGCCGUGACGAGUGGACCAGCACUGCUGGCCACCUUGGCACGGAUGUUACUGGCGACUGCUGGCACGACACCGUUUAG
Exserohilum turcica Et28A is the source of this 309-nucleotide messenger RNA. RefSeq lists its product as uncharacterized. The record is from RefSeq and is a predicted model, not a curated record. The coding region runs from base 1 to 309 and encodes 102 amino acids. NCBI's taxonomy places the organism in Eukaryota, Fungi, Ascomycota, Dothideomycetes, Pleosporales, Pleosporaceae. The transcript has 4 exons.